AAAGGGGUCAGUCCGAUCGUCUUGACUGACACAGAGCGCUGGAGAGGAGAAGUGUCUUGUUCUGUCUUCUUUAGAAAUUAAUGGGGUUUUAAAUAUUUCAAGGGAACACAGAUCCACCCGGUGGUCAGUGAGGUGUUUGUUGUCUUCAUGAGCUCCAGAUGAGAAGAGAGUGAGUGAGCAGAGGUUCAGUGAACAUUCGUUUUGCAGGUGCUCGAUUCUCAUUACUAUCCAAGACAAAUUUUGUCUUAGCCCUGCGAUAUAGGAAUAAUGACUCUGGCCAAUGCCAAAUCUGGCACAGCCAUGCAGCAAGUCUUGGAUAACCUCAAGGAGCUGCCGCCUUCAACUGGAGCCAAAGACAUUGACCUCAUCUUCCUCCGUGGUAUAAUGGAAAGCCCUAUAGUCCGUUCCCUAGCUAAGGCUCAUGAGCGAUUGGAGGACGUUAAGCUGGAGGCGGUGCAGAGUAAUAAUGUGGAGUUAGUGAGUGAAAUCCUGUCUGAUAUGAGCGGUCUGAGCUGUCAUGAUGAUAACGCAGCAGAACUCUGUACGAUACUGAAGGAACCGCACUUUCAGUCCCUGUUAGAAGCUCACGACAAGGUGGCCUCUAAGUCAUAUGAAGCUCCUCCCACCAGCACCACCUGCACCAGUAUGACCAGCUCAUCCCUCAUGCCAACUGACACGGUCCGCAUGAUCAGCAUCCAGAAGAAGGCCGGAGAGCCACUGGGUGUAACAUUCCGGGUGGAGGAUGGUGACCUUGUCAUCGCGCGCGUUAUGCACGGCAGCAUGAUUGACAGGCAGGGGAUGCUACAUGCAGGAGAUGUGAUCCGGGAAGUGAACGGCCGAGAGGUGGGAAAGGACCCCAUGGCCUUACAGCACAUGCUGAGGGACUGCAACGGAAGCAUUACCCUAAAAAUCCUGCCCAGCUACACGGACGCGCCUCCAUCCGCACAGGUGUAUUUGAAGCCACAUUUCAAUUACAAUCCUGACACAGACAACCUGAUUCCUUGUAAGGAGGCGGGCCUGGCUUUCUCUAAAGGAGACAUACUGCAUAUAGUGAACAAGGAGGACCCCAACUGGUGGCAGGCAUGUAAUGUUAAAGGAGGCCUUACUGGACUGAUCCCCAGUCAGUAUCUGGAGGAGAAGAGGAAGGCGUUUGUAAGGAGAGACUUGGAUGGCUCAGGAAUUCUCUGUGGGACAUUAACUGGAAAAAAGAAGAAAAAGAAAAUGAUGUACUUAACAGCCAAGAAUGCAGAGUUUGAUCGGCACGAGUUACAGAUCUACGAGGAAUUAGCAAAGAUGCCUCCAUUCCAGAGAAAAACUCUCGUGCUGAUUGGUGCACAAGGUGUGGGCCGGCGGAGUCUCAAGAACCGUCUGAUCGUUUUAAACCCUUUACAUUACGGAACGACUGUACCUUUCACUUCUCGUCAGCCACGCGACGAUGAAAAGGACGGGCAGUCGUACUGCUUCGCGUCCAGGGAGGAGAUGGAGACGGACAUUAAAGCCAGCCGCUACCUCGAGCACGGCGAGUAUGACGGCAAUCUGUACGGAACCAAAAUCGACUCCAUACACGAGGUGGUACGCACGGGUCGCACCUGCAUAUUAGACGUCAACCCACAGGCAUUGAAGGUGCUCAAGACUUCAGAGUUUAUGCCAUUCGUAGUCUUCAUCGCUGCCCCGGAGCUGGACACACUUCGGGCCAUGCACAAAGCUGUGGUGGAUGCUGGGAUCACAACCAAACUACUGACGGAAACGGACCUAAAGAAAACAGUGGACGAAAGUGCAAAGAUCAAGCGGGCGUACAGUCACUACUUUGAUCUGACUAUAGUUAAUGACAAUCUGGACAAGGCCUUUGAGAAACUACAGGCAGCUGUGGAGCAGCUGACCGCAGAUCCGCAAUGGGUUCCUUUGAACUGGGUUUACUGAGUCACGUGGUUCCCCAGGCAACCCAUUACAUCACCUGCAUCGUCAUCAUCAUCAUCAGCACUGAUUGGUCAGUGGCACAGGACACAAGUUCACACACUGGACAUCCUGUGCCGCUGCCACCUGCUGGUCCAGGAGCACCAGUCACUAUGCAAACAUACACUAGCUAUCCAGUCAGGGCAAACGUAAAGGAAGUGUACUUAUUUAUUAACUUUUUUAUUUUCUACUGAAUAGACGUAGAUGUGAGAAUGUUACUGGGAGAAAAUGUUGACAGAUAGAAAUUUUUGAAUGACUUCAUUCGUUUUCGUAUCAGCAGCAUAAGCUGCAUUACAGUAAUGAAAGCGGCUGUCUUCACGCUGUUAUUUUAGUGUUACAAAAGAAAUGGUUUACAGUGCAGGUUUCAUCUCGUAUGUAUGUGGAUCUUUUAAAAAAAUGAAUUCAGUCACUACAGUAUGUCGAAUAUUGUAAGCAACCUCGUAGGUCAUUCUGCUUUGGACUUACUGUAUUAGUGUCAUCCUUUAGCAUCUUUAACCUGUGAAAUUCAACAGAUGCUUUUAUAAACAUCAGUUUUAAUAAUUCAUUGUGUUGUUUAAAACUGUGUCAGUAUGCAGAGUCACUGCUGUAUUUAACUAUAUGUCUCAGAAAUGACUGUGUUGAAAUGAAUUAGACUAGCUUGUGUUAUGAUCACAAGCAACAUAAUCUAUUGAUUCAGACUCGUGUGUGUCUGUCUCCUUUUCAGGCCCGUUUUAACAAGAAAUGUUAACCAUCUUGCAUAUAAACAUAAAAUGAUAUAUUUUGCAAUACAGAGAGUUGUAUUUUCUGAAAUUAAACAGCUGUCUAAUAAAUGAAUCUUAAUUUUGGA
This is a messenger RNA of Paramisgurnus dabryanus, 2779 nucleotides long. RefSeq names its product protein associated with LIN7 2, MAGUK p55 family member a (gene pals2a). Gene Ontology annotation, molecular function: protein binding. NCBI's taxonomy places the organism in Eukaryota, Metazoa, Chordata, Actinopteri, Cypriniformes, Cobitidae. The record is from RefSeq and is a predicted model, not a curated record.